AUGGCGAAUAUUUCUAGGACAUCCAUUCGUCGUCUGGCAACCACAGCGGUGCGCGCUGCGGCCGCUGACUCGGUCAAUGCUUAUGGGAUCCGUGUCUCCAGAGCUCAAGGCGUGGUCAAUUCCUUGACCGGAGCUAUUGGAAAUACUCCUCUAAUAAGAUUACAGAAGCUCUCCGCACAAACGGGCUGCAAUAUUCUGGGAAAAUCCGAAUUCCAAAACCCCGGUGGCAGUGUCAAAGACCGGGCGGCUUUAUAUGUGGUGAAAGAUGCCGAAGAACGAGGACUACUCAAACCGGGGGGAACCGUUGUCGAAGGCACAGCUGGCAACACCGGCAUUGGCCUGGCACAUGUCUGCCGGGCUAGAGGAUACAACCUGGUCAUCUACAUGCCCAAUACACAGUCACAAGGCAAGAUUGAUCUUCUGAGACUCCUGGGAGCUGAAGUCUAUCCUGUCCCGGCCGUGGCAUGGGAGAACCCGGAAAAUUACAAUUGGCAAGCCAAACGGCACGCGGAAAGAGUUCAGAAGGAAGAUCCCGAGCAUGGUGCCGUCUGGACCAAUCAAUUCGACAACGUUGCCAACAGAAGGGCACAUAUCGAAACGACCGGUCCUGAAAUCUGGGCUCAGACCGAUGGAAAAAUCGAUGCAUUCACCUGUGCGACUGGAACUGGCGGGACACUAGCGGGCACAACGCGAUAUCUGAAGGACGUUAGCAACGGGACCGUCAGGUCAUUUCUCGCCGAUCCUCCUGGCUCCGUGCUCUACUCCUAUGUUACUUCCGGUGGCCAACUCAAGGAGAGAACUGGUAGUAGCAUAACCGAGGGUAUUGGGCAAGGUCGAGUCACGGACAAUUUGAAGCUAGAAGUCAACGAGGUCGAUGGUGCCCUUCAAAUUUCCGACGAGAAGAGCAUCGAAAUGGUGUAUCGAUGCCUUGACGAAGAAGGACUCUACCUCGGUGCCAGCAGUGCCUUGAAUGUGGUUGCUGCCAAAGAAGUCGCCGAGAAACUGGGGCCCAAUCAUACUGUCGUCACGAUCCUUUGCGACGGAGCCUAUAGAUAUGCAGACCGCUUAUUUAGCGACAAAUGGUUGAGAAGUAAAAACUUGAGAGGUGCGAUUCCCCCACAUCUGGAGAAAUACAUUGUCCUACCAUAG
Messenger RNA from Rhinocladiella mackenziei CBS 650.93, 1149 nucleotides. Its product is annotated as cysteine synthase. Bases 1 to 1149 code for a protein of 382 amino acids. The transcript is spliced from 2 exons. Gene Ontology annotation, cellular component: cytoplasm. Lineage: Eukaryota; Fungi; Ascomycota; Eurotiomycetes; Chaetothyriales; Herpotrichiellaceae. Gene Ontology annotation, molecular function: cysteine synthase activity. The record is from RefSeq and is a predicted model, not a curated record.